UUUCUUAUGAAGGUUAUGUUUGUUAAAUUUUCAAAACAAACAGAAAUUAACGACAAAUUAAACAAAUAUUUUAUUUUUUUGCAUCGGUAUUCGUAAUUUUGUUUUGCUAUUCAGGAUAAAUAAAUUCUGAAAGUUGCAACAACACAAGAAAAAUGUCUACUAACCAAGUUUUCAACCAACUUCGGCAAGAUUUGCAGAAUGAACUUACUACAACUAAUCAACUUCUUUAUUUUAUAGCUACAGAAUUAAGGCAGAUUAAGGAAUUCACCAGUCCAGGGCGUGCAUUUGAAACAAAUAUUAAAAAAAAUGUUACUACCAUGGAUACACUGGGCCGGUUUCUACCGAAAGGUCUGGACAUAGAGAACAUUCCUCCCGUGAUGAGAACUGACAAAGCAGUGGAGAACCAAGCCAAUGAAGACACAAAUGCUAUGAACACCUCUAAUGUUGAUGAAAGUUGACAAAGGUAAUUUCAAUUAUAAUUUUCUAGGGUGUCAUAUUAAACUUGAUAAGCCAA
Messenger RNA from Plutella xylostella (diamondback moth), 514 nucleotides. RefSeq lists its product as uncharacterized. The record is from RefSeq and is a predicted model, not a curated record. NCBI's taxonomy places the organism in Eukaryota, Metazoa, Arthropoda, Insecta, Lepidoptera, Plutellidae.